AUGGGCGACCCGGAAAGGCCGGAAGCAGCCAGGCCCGAGCAGGAUGAGAGGUUAUCUUCAGAUACCAAUGAAAUGGAAGUGAAGUCUAAUGAAGAGCCACUCCUAAGAAAGAGUUCUCGCCGAUUUGUCAUCUUUCCCAUCCAGUACCCUGAUAUUUGGAAAAUGUAUAAACAGGCACAGGCAUCCUUCUGGACAGCAGAAGAGGUUGACUUAUCAAAGGAUCUCCCUCACUGGAACAAGCUUAAAUCAGAUGAGAAGUAUUUUAUCUCUCACAUCUUAGCCUUUUUUGCAGCCAGUGAUGGAAUUGUAAAUGAAAAUUUGGUGGAGCGCUUUAGUCAGGAGGUGCAGUUUCCAGAGGCUCGCUGUUUCUAUGGUUUUCAAAUUCUCAUCGAGAAUGUUCACUCAGAGAUGUACAGUUUGCUUAUAGAUACUUACAUCAGAGAUCCCAAGAAAAGGGAAUUUUUAUUUAAUGCAAUUGAAACAAUGCCAUAUGUUAAGAAAAAAGCAGAUUGGACCCUGCGAUGGAUAGCAGAUAGAAAGUCUACUUUUGGGGAAAGAGUGGUGGCCUUUGCUGCUGUGGAAGGAAUUUUCUUCUCAGGAUCUUUUGCUGCUAUAUUCUGGCUAAAGAAGAGAGGUCUCAUGCCUGGACUCACGUUUUCCAAUGAACUGAUCAGCAGAGAUGAAGGACUUCACUGUGACUUUGCUUGCCUAAUGUUUCAAUACUUAGUAAAUAAGCCUUCAGAAGAAAGGGUGAGGGAGAUCAUUGUUAAUGCUGUCAAAAUUGAGCAGGAGUUUUUAACAGAAGCCUUGCCAGUUGGCCUCAUUGGAAUGAACUGUGUUUUGAUGAAACAGUAUAUUGAGUUUGUAGCUGACAGAUUACUUGUGGAACUUGGAUUCUCAAAGAUUUUUCAUGCAGAAAAUCCCUUUGAUUUUAUGGAAAACAUUUCUUUAGAAGGGAAAACAAACUUCUUUGAGAAACGAGUUUCAGAGUAUCAGCGUUUUGCAGUUAUGGCAGAAACCACAGAUAACGUCUUCACCUUGGAUGCAGAAUUUUAAAACUCUCCCCUAUUUAAAGACCCUAUAACCUCUCAUUGCAUGAAGAAUCAUGGCCUGGAAGGACUUAGGAAGACAAUUUGAUCCAGUGCUUUCAGACAGGGCUGGGUUUUGCUGUCCAGUUACAUACAGUAAUUAACAAUUAUUUACACAAUAUAAGCUGACCUUAACAAUAUCUUGUUAAAUGAAAAUUUUAUAGUCAUUUCAUUUUGGAAUAUCCAGAUUAUUCUGCUUCUUUUGGCAUUUUUUUCAUUUGUUCAUGGAGAAAGUACUGAAAAAAUAUUAUAUAUAUUUAAAAAAUAAGUUAUUUAAUAUUCAGAAUUUUGCAUUUUACAUUUAAGUAUGAUAACAUUACUGUCAUAGACUUCCAGAUUUCCUUUGUACAGCUUAAGUGAAGAGUUAAAUAUCAUGAAUGCUGAUGGGCUGCAUGAAAGCCAAAUCAAGCCUAUAAUUAGGUAUCAAGAUUUCGAACCAGGUUGAGUGAAUGGGUGGCCAACUCAGAGCAGAAUCUGGAGGAAUGGCACAGAAGGUUCUAUUUUUCUCACUAUUUACCUUUAAAUGGUCUGUUCCUUUGUAAACUGCUGUAGGUUUGAAGAAUAAUCUGAUAUUCUUGAGGUCUUAGGAAAGGAUUUAAUCAUUGAAU
This is a messenger RNA of Sciurus carolinensis (gray squirrel), 1696 nucleotides long. RefSeq names its product ribonucleoside-diphosphate reductase subunit M2 B-like. The transcript has a single exon. Gene Ontology annotation, biological process: deoxyribonucleotide biosynthetic process. Gene Ontology annotation, cellular component: cytosol. Gene Ontology annotation, molecular function: ribonucleoside-diphosphate reductase activity, thioredoxin disulfide as acceptor. The record is from RefSeq and is a predicted model, not a curated record. NCBI's taxonomy places the organism in Eukaryota, Metazoa, Chordata, Mammalia, Rodentia, Sciuridae. Bases 1 to 1056 code for a protein of 351 amino acids.